Oncorhynchus nerka (sockeye salmon) is the source of this 1020-nucleotide messenger RNA. Its product is annotated as voltage-dependent T-type calcium channel subunit alpha-1H-like. The transcript has 5 exons. The annotation marks the transcript as partial. The record is from RefSeq and is a predicted model, not a curated record. Lineage: Eukaryota; Metazoa; Chordata; Actinopteri; Salmoniformes; Salmonidae. Gene Ontology annotation, cellular component: voltage-gated sodium channel complex; neuron projection; plasma membrane. Gene Ontology annotation, biological process: positive regulation of calcium ion-dependent exocytosis; membrane depolarization during action potential; calcium ion import. Gene Ontology annotation, molecular function: voltage-gated sodium channel activity; low voltage-gated calcium channel activity.
CCUCUCUCUCCUCUCUCUCCUCUCUCUCUGUCUAUAGAUCCUGACUCAGGAGGACUGGAAUCUGGUCCUGUAUAACGGUAUGUCCUCCACCUCUCCUCUCUCCUCCCUCUCUCUCCUCUCUCUCCUCUCUCUCUGUCUAUAGAUCCUGACUCAGGAGGACUGGAAUCUGGUCCUGUAUAACGGUAUGGCCUCCACCUCUCCUCUCGCUGCUCUCUACUUUGUGGCUCUGAUGACCUUUGGGAACUACGUCCUCUUCAACCUGCUGGUGGCCAUCUUGGUGGAGGGCUUUCAGGCGGAGGGUGAUGCUAACAGGUCAGAGACCGACGAUGAGAAACUGUCGACCUUAGAAGAGGAGGAGAAGAUGAAGGAGCUGUAUUCAGCAGAGUUGAAGCUCCAGGCGAUGAUGUUGACUCCUAAUGGCCUUCUGAAUCCCCGAGCCUCCAUGCCCCUCCCACCCACACAGUCACCGUGGCAACAACCGCCGCCACCAUCCCCACGGCAACGCCCGCCACUCAUCCUGCACACAUUGGCCACGCCCACAACUUGCGACAGCCAAUCACGACGGGGCAGCGCCGUCUCUACGGAUACAAGCAACACCCUGGACCCCAGGUCGCCGUCUCCAUGGGACAGCCGGCGCGCCAGCUGGUCUUCUAUUGGCCGAGGUCCCAGCCUACAGCAGCGGAGGAGUCAAUCAAGUGAGAGAGAUUCUCUGCUGUCAGAAGGGGCGGGGUCAGAAUGGUCCAAUCCCAGCUGGGGGUGGAGCAGGGAGGAGUCUUUCGACCUCCUGGACCAAUCAGAGUAUCUGACCGUGCCGAUGCUCCGCCCACCUGACUGUAACGGGAAGACCUUUCACCUCCCUGACGCCGGGACCCUACGUUACUAUAGCGACCACGAGGAGGAGGAGGAGGACGCUGAGGAGAGUGUGUGUUUGCGGGUGAAGCUGGUCCUGGAGCCCUAUAAGCCCCAGUGGUGUAGAGAUCAUGAGGAUUGGGCUCUCUACCUGUUCUCCCCAUGUAACAG